AUGUGCUCAAUAACGAGGCUCGCGUUUGUGCUUGCACUGGCUAUAGCCUCAUCAACUGAGGUUGCAGAGAGCAGAGAUUUUAAUAUCUUGGCUCAGGGCAGCUUGCCUGAUGCAGCCAAGGGACUAGGUCUAACUGCAUCCAGUGGAAAGCUGUGUCAAUUAUGUGAGCAGUACUCAACUGAGGCACUUUUCUAUCUCACACAAAACGAAACACGGACUGAAAUUCUUAGCAUUCUACACCAUGAAUGUGCAAGCCUUGCCCCUCUGAAGCAGCAGUGCAUCACGUUGGUCGACUACUAUGUACCCCUUUUCUUCCUCGAGCUGGAAGUAAUCGACCUACUCACCAAAACAUGCAGCAAGGCGCAGAACUAUGAACAGCAGUGCAAGCGGCUGGUCCUCAAGUAUACCCCACUGAUUCUGGUGAAGGGCCAGAAAUUCCUUGAGACAACGGAUGUCUGCUCUGCGAUACAUGCAUGCAAAGCAGGCACACAAGCAUCAAUGGAAGCUAUGCCUCUGUCUGCCACUUUGUGA
Messenger RNA from Miscanthus lutarioriparius, 531 nucleotides. Lineage: Eukaryota; Viridiplantae; Streptophyta; Magnoliopsida; Poales; Poaceae. The record is from the annotation of a GenBank genome assembly.